This is a messenger RNA of Vitrella brassicaformis, 1946 nucleotides long. The record is from the annotation of a GenBank genome assembly. Lineage: Eukaryota; Vitrellaceae.
GGAGGAUGUACAUUCGGGCUGCCCCAGCGGCCCCGGCCGCCGCCGCCGUUAAGGCGAAUCGCAGUCGGUCAAGCCAGGUAACUCCUGCAUGCACGACUCCUCCUUGCUGCACAUGAUAAGCAAUGCCAUUGGCUCUUCCUAUCUGGACGUGAUGCGUUGUUGUGCAUUCACGAGUGCAGCCCCUGCCUGAGGUGGACCCAAAGGUGACGAACUUUCUGUCCGACAUGGAGGAGGAUGUGCCGGAGGACAUCCUGCGGUGCCCCAUCACGCUGCAGCCGCUUCGACGGCCCGUCGUCACGCCCAGCGGCAAUGUUAGCUCAUCACCGACAUGCAUCCAUCGAUGCGCAUCACGCCGCUGGUUUGUACCUCUUCAAACGCAUUCUGUGCCCUGAAUGCAGACGUAUGAGUACAGUCCGCUGAAGAAGCUGAUCCGCGAGAACCCCCAGAUGGCCAAGUCGCCCCAGACGCGCCAGCCGCUGAAGUUGAAGGACCUCCGCCCCAACCGCUACGCCGUCAACCAAAUCGAACAGCGGGCCAAACAGGUGCGGACAAGGGAGGGAGGGGGGGAGGGAUUGCGACGUUCUGAUGGAUCUGAGAUUUUCUCUGUUAUGCCGUUGUCAGCUGAUGAAGGAGUAUCAGGUGCCCGAGGAGGAUGGGAAGGAGAAAGCGGAGGCGGCGACCAGCUCAUCGAGCGCCAUGCCAGGACUCAACCAGACCAUUCGUACGCACAUCAGCACAAAGGGGAAGAACGACCGCAAACAAAUGUGUCUGUGUCUGUGUGUCUGCAGGCGGCCUCAACCAGUGCCGCACGUAUCUGAGCGACUUCUGGAAGGGCUAUAAUGGCACGGUGUACCAGCUCAGCGGCAUAGCCAAGGAGUCCUUCGAGCCACCCCGGGCAAUUGUAGACUACGUACGAAGCGAAAGAGACACUCACACUCACAACAGAGGGAGAAUUGCCCAUCUCUGUCGUGUGUGUGUGUCUCCGUGUGUAUGUGUUGGCUGCAGCUGGAGAGGGAUAGCGAGUUGACGUUGCAGCUGCUCCAGUGGCACAAGACGGAGAGCAAAAACUACAUACCAAAAGGGGUACGCACCCACAUACCAAGGCGUAGACGUGCAGACGCAUAAGACACAUAUGGUGGUGGUGGUGGUGUGCAGUUUACUCACCGACAUCAGAGCAUCGUCCCCCGCGAGUUGGAGACGGCCGUGGUGGCAUGGCUGGACGAGCAGGACAUCAGCAGAAGCAUGUCAGGCUCCACCCGCCGGGCCAGGAGGGCCUCUCGGCCGCUGUCGAGCUUCGGAUACGCCAUAGUGAUAGACGCCUUCAAUUCGAGCGGGUGUUUCAGUCCUCCGCGGGCGGGGCGGUGCGGGUACGCAUACACAGCAGCCCAUGUAGCCAUUCGAGCCACCAUGAGCAUGUUUUUGUGUGUCAGGUUGUGUUGUCGUUUAGUGGCUGGCGAUGGGGGGCCCGGCACUGCACGGUGCCGGGCAACAAGGACGGCAACUACCUCCUGGACACAUGUGAGUGAGCAGACAGACAACAGAGAAAAAAGCGGGAAGACAAGUAUGGUUGGUCUCUCUCUCUCUCUCUCCGUGUCUGUCUGUCUGUCUGUCUUCCUGUGGUUUCACAAGACCGUCCGAUGUCGCUGCAUCGUCAGUCGACCUAUCUGACGUGGGAUGGCGUCCACGAAGUGGACCCCAACCUGACAUUGGCCGCCAUGAAGGCCCUGAGGCGCACGAACGCAGAGGCUCCGGGAGACCUCCGACUCGAGAUCAAAAAGAGGGAGUGAGCCAGAGCUAGAUAGACUGGGGGAAGGAAGUGUGGGGAGGGGGUGUCUGUCGAAUCGAUUGUGUGUUCUUCCCUGGUGGGUGCAUUCAGUGCUGAUGAUGGAUGGAUGGAUGGAUGUGUGGAGUGGUGAUGUCGUGGCAGAUGGGAUGUGUGCAGCGGG